Messenger RNA from Ooceraea biroi (clonal raider ant), 3367 nucleotides. It is a transcript of the gene Sirt6, whose product is annotated as sirtuin 6. Gene Ontology annotation, cellular component: nucleus. NCBI's taxonomy places the organism in Eukaryota, Metazoa, Arthropoda, Insecta, Hymenoptera, Formicidae. Gene Ontology annotation, biological process: negative regulation of transcription by RNA polymerase II. Gene Ontology annotation, molecular function: NAD+ binding; transcription corepressor activity; histone H3K9 deacetylase activity, NAD-dependent. The record is from RefSeq and is a predicted model, not a curated record.
UUUCUGUUCAAGUGCCAUUUCAUUGCAUGCAGUGCAGUCUAUAAAACAGGAUGCGUUCUCCGCGGGUCUCGAGUUUCCUAUCACUUAUCGUCAUUCGUAGCGUAUAAACAUAACAACACGCGGUCAUUAGCUCGAUUCAUAUUGUUUACGUAUCUGUCUGGCACAUGGGAGCGCGGCUGGAGUGCGUCUAGAAUCGCGUCGGCUUCGCGUUGCUGGUCGUAAACGACGAGCUCGGUACGUUCGUGGCGUCUCGAGCGUCGUUAGAUAUUCGACAGGGCUUUCUCGCCGAGUGAGCGCGCAAAAAUGUCAUCCAGCUACGCGGACGGGUUAUCACCGUACGAAAACAAAGGAGUGCUGGGACUGGAGGAGCGGUACGAUAGCGUCGAAACGCUUCGUCUGAAAUGCGGACUCCUGGCUGAGUGGAUACAAGGUGCCCGCCACGUCGUGGUCCAUACUGGUGCCGGUAUCAGCACCGCAGCUGGCAUUCCUGACUUUCGAGGUACAAACGGAGUCUGGACGUUGGAACAGAAGGGUUUAAAGCCCACAAUGAGUAUUUCUUUUGAUGAAGCGAUACCCACAAAAACGCACAUGGCACUGAAAAAAUUGAUAGAAGCUAAAAAAGUGAAGUUCAUCAUAAGUCAAAACAUAGACGGACUGCAUCUACGAUCGGGAAUACAGAGACAGCAUCUAGCAGAAUUGCACGGAAACAUGUUUACGGAGCAAUGCGACAAGUGUGGCAGACAAUUUAUUCGUAACUUUGCAACCAAAAGUGUGGGGAAAAAGUCUUUGGACACUGUAUGCCGAUCGGAACAAAUAGGCGGUCGCCCGUGCCGUGGCCGAAUGCACGACACCAUACUUGAUUGGGAGCAUAAUUUGCCGGACAAUGACUUGUCAUUGUCCGACUUACAUUCCAGCGUUGCUGACUUGAGCAUAUGUUUGGGAACGACGUUACAAAUUAUCCCAAGUGGCAAUCUACCUUUGUACACGAAGAAGUAUGGAGGCCGCCUUGUUAUAUGCAACCUGCAGCCAACAAAACACGACAAGAAAGCCGAUUUAAUCGUUAACGGCAACGUUGACGAAAUCAUAGUCGCGGUGAUGAAGAAGCUGGGAGUAGAAAUUCCGGAGUACGAGAGCAGCAUGGAUCCGACGCGGAAUUCCGACACGACGGCUAAGGAGAUGGACUGGACGAUCCCGAUGAGCAGAAUAAAGGAGAUGAACGUGCUGUACAAGAAGGUGUGCAAGCCCAUGCGGAGGAAACGAAAGACGUUUAUGUACGAGCGAGAGAGGACCGACACGAAGAGGGAGACGAAGGCGAGGAAGCAGGCGUUCGGCGCGGUUAAGCAAGAAAUCAAAACGGAGGACAACAUAAGUACGUCGAGUGAAAUGUGCAAGACCGAGGAGGAUCAUCUCGUGGCGAGUAAUCCCGCCAAGAUCGAGGAGAGCGCCGAGGAUAUCGAAAUGUGUAGAUUUACGGUGGAGGACACGACGACGACGGGGCGCGACACGGAUACGAAACUGAGCGAGACGGUGUAGUCGAGUUUUGUAACGGGCCGAUCAUUUUUUCCAUUCUAAUAUUUCAAUUAUACUCUCAGUGUACGCUACGGUUAGUUAUGAGUGCGAGUAUUGAACGGUGUUUGUUAUUAUAUGUGAGAAAAAAAUCGAAAAGGUCGACUAGGUUCGUCAGCGUUCAAUAGAUACAUUUAACAUAACGCAUAACGUUGAGAGCGUUGCACAUUUAGCAUAGCCGUGUUUCUUCCUGCUUUGUUGACGCGACAACAAACAUAUGAAGUAAAACAAAAUGCAUUUAUAUAUCAGCAUCGACAUCUUGAUCUUUCUACAUUCAUUAUCAGAAUUUUGUGUUUCGGGUAACGGGAAACCUGCGAACAAAAGCAAUAAUAUCUCGAUUUCUAUGCUUUCACUCGCGCCCAAUUGCGGACACGAGGUGCGCGUAUUGUUAAAUGUGCAAUGCGGGAAUUAAAAUAUACAAGCUUAUAAUUUUGUUUAGAGAACAAGAAGUGUCGGGGAAGAGAAUAUUCUAGUGUAACUGUAUAUAUGUUUUCCUUUCCGUAUAUAAAAUUACGUUUUACGCUGAAUCUGCUUUCUACAGCUCGCCUAUAUACGCGCAUACGCAUAUAUUAGAUAUUGCGGCGGGAGAGAUCGAGUGCGAGUGCGAAUCUCUCGGCAGGCAAACGUGUUCCAAACUUCUUGUGCAUAAUACGAUACUUUUUCCAUUAUAGAUUGAGACGGGGCGAGCGAGGGGGGGAGGGGUUAUUCGAUAAAAGAGAUCUUCCUACAAGACAUUUCGCCAGUAAGAAUCUCUGUAAAGCUUCUUUUUUCGAUUACGAGGUAGUUGACAUUGGUAGAAUAGCUCGCGCGAUCGUAACAAUAAAAAAAAAUCGUUCAAAUGUGAGCUGCUUAGUAUUCGAAUAAUUUACGCCUAUGGGUAGUCAGACUUACUAAUCCGGUAGAUUUCUAUGUUAAGCCGUCUGCUGAAGAUAGAGAACUAAGAAUCGUAUAUAAUUGUAUCCUUGUUUUUUCAAAUUAUUCGCUCUCUUGUUAUUUCUUUCUUCUCAUUGAUUCGGUGAUUUUUAAUGAGAAAUUAACAAGUGCAAAGAUACAUUACUCCAUAAAAAAAACAUAUCUUUAUUAAAAGAUCAUUUUGAGCCUUUUAAAAAAAAACUUUAUCAAAAAGCUUUAUUUAAAAAAAAUAUUAUUUUGAACUUUACAGAUACGUAACUUGAAUAAAAUAGAAUAUAUAAGGUUUUACAAGUAAAAGUCUAGCCUUCCGGCACGGACAUGCUCGAUUGGAUGACGAUGAAACUUUGUUUCUCUACUGGCGAUAUUUCGUGUAUAACUUUCCGAGAUACUGCUUUCGUAAAUACGUUAUUCCGUGUAUCGUGCGCGUUUUUAGUCUUCGAUGUUGUCAGGUAUGUUCGCCUUAGAUUUGACGGCGCACACGGGAUCCAUUUACGAAUGCAUCAUACUAUAACAAUGCAUAAUGUUUAUAAGAGUAAGCUAAUAAAUACUACUACUACUGCUGCAGGCUGAUGUUAGAUCGUCCGACGAAUCCAGAUGUUGAAUUUUUGACAGAGUGCGCAUUUUUCCAUAUAGUGUUGAUGAGAAUGUUGAAAGUAAAAGUUUUAAUGAUAUCUCAACAAUUAGUACGCUAAAUGAUAUUCGCGCGUAGAUGAGCUGCAAACGUAUAGAACGCGGAAAUUCCGAUGAAAUCCGGAACGCGGUAUAGCGAAUCGUGUAAUAUUUAUAUGUACAUAGUGAUGUUUUGCUUUAUUCAUCGUAACUUUAUUUAAGUAAUCAUUAUUAUCCGCUAGAUAUAUGAUAUGCGAAAUAAAAUCUAUGAAAAAGUCUA